AUGGCCCAAGUUAUCGUCGUCGGUGGUGGUCUCGCAGGUCUUUCGGCCGCUCACACUCUUCUCGAGCGCGGUGCAAACGUUCUGUUACUUGACAAGCAGGGGUUCAUGGGCGGCAAUUCCACCAAGGCAACUUCCGGUAUCAACGGUGCAGGUACCAGAUCCCAGCAGGAGCUCGGCAUUCUGGAUAACGCUAAGAUAUUCUUCGACGACACCAAGGAUUCAGCUCGCGAACUCGCUCGUGAUGACCUCAUCAGAGUACUCACCGGGCGUUCCGGGGACGCGGUCAACUGGCUGCAGGACAAGUUUGGUUUGGAUCUCUCCAAGGUUGCUCGUCUGGGUGGUCACUCUCAACCUCGCACGCACAGAGGAAGCGCUCAGUUCCCUGGCAUGGUCAUGACAUACGCCCAGAUGGAGCGCUUGGAGGACCUGUCUGUGAGCACUCCCGACCGUGUCAAGAUUAAGAAGAAGGCUCGCGUGACCAAGCUCGUCAAGGACGACUCCGGUGCCGUUAUCGGUGUCGAGUACGAGCACAACAAGAAGACCGAGACUGCUUACGGCCCUGUCAUUCUUGCGACUGGUGGUUACGCAGCGGACUUCACUUCAAAUUCGCUGCUGAGGAAGUACCGUCCAGAGUUCUUCGACCUCCCCACAACGAACGGUGAUCACUGUACCGGCGAUGGUCAGAAGAUGGCUAUGGCAAUUGGCGCACACGCGAUCGACCUUGAGAAGGUGCAAGUGCAUCCAACCGGCUUGGUAGAUCCCAAGGACCCAGAAGCGAAGGUUAAGUUCUUGGCUGCUGAGGCGUUGCGUGGUGUUGGUGGUCUACUCCUGGAUAAUCAAGGUCAGCGGUUUGUCGACGAGUUGCAGCAUCGUGACUAUGUCACUGGAAAAAUGUGGGAGAACGGCAAGUUCCCCAUCCGUCUCGUCCUGAACGGUCAAGCAUCUGCCGAUAUUGAGUGGCACUGCAAGCACUAUGUUGGCCGUGGACUUAUGAGGCGCUUCGAGAGCGGUGAGGAAUUGGCGAAGGAGAUGGGCCUUAAGCCUGAGGUCCUCAAGAAGACCUUCGACGAAUACAACAAGGUCGUCCGGUCAAAGAAGGAUCCCUUCGGCAAAAAGUUUUUCGCGUCAGGCGAGUGGAGCAUGAACGAUAUAUUCAACGUCGCGAUCAUGACCCCUGUCCUGCACUACACCAUGGGUGGUCUCGAGAUCGAUUCCGAAUCGCGCGUGGUGGAUACCAACGAAAAGCCGAUUCCGGGUCUCUUUGCAGCGGGAGAGGUCGCUGGUGGCGUGCAUGGCGCGAACCGUCUAGGAGGCAGCUCGUUACUCGGCUGCGUCGUCUUUGGGCGUGUUAGCGGCGACUCGGCUGCAUCAUACCUUCUGCAGGUUCUUGGCCCUCUCGCCGGGAAGGCUGCUGGCCGAUUGGGUGCCGUCGCUGGCCACCUUGGCGCGCCAUCCAGCUCGAACGCCGCCGAGCCUGCGGCUCAGAAGGCGCCUGAGGCUGAGGGUACUCACUCCGCGGGCGGCAAGGCCUUCAGCGCAACGGAGGUUGCCAAACACAACAAGAAAGACGAUGUGUGGGUCAUCAUCGACAACCAGGUGCUCGACGUUACGAACUUCCUGUCCGACCACCCCGGAGGAGAGAAGGCGAUUCUGCUGUACGCAGGUCGUGAUGCGACGGAGGAGUUUAACAUGCUGCACGACCCGAAGGUCAUCCCGCGGUAUGCGCCUGAUGCGGUGAUAGGCACGCUGAAGAAGUAG
Messenger RNA from Sparassis crispa, 1758 nucleotides. RefSeq names its product Fumarate reductase. Gene Ontology annotation, molecular function: oxidoreductase activity; FMN binding; heme binding. The record is from RefSeq and is a predicted model, not a curated record. The transcript is spliced from 7 exons. NCBI's taxonomy places the organism in Eukaryota, Fungi, Basidiomycota, Agaricomycetes, Polyporales, Sparassidaceae. The coding region runs from base 1 to 1758 and encodes 585 amino acids.